This is a messenger RNA of Platichthys flesus (European flounder), 6389 nucleotides long. RefSeq names its product sema domain, seven thrombospondin repeats (type 1 and type 1-like), transmembrane domain (TM) and short cytoplasmic domain, (semaphorin) 5Ba (gene sema5ba). Gene Ontology annotation, molecular function: chemorepellent activity; semaphorin receptor binding. The record is from RefSeq and is a predicted model, not a curated record. Gene Ontology annotation, biological process: negative regulation of axon extension involved in axon guidance; neural crest cell migration; semaphorin-plexin signaling pathway. The transcript is spliced from 23 exons. Bases 265 to 3573 code for a protein of 1102 amino acids. NCBI's taxonomy places the organism in Eukaryota, Metazoa, Chordata, Actinopteri, Pleuronectiformes, Pleuronectidae.
AGAGCGCAGUGUUUGGCUGCAGGUCGCCCGGAGAGGGACGCGCACAGCGGCUGAGGAACACAACACUAGACCCGUGUCUCUUACUAGUCUGGUUCUCUCCUCGUCUCCACCUUGCUUUGUCACCAACUUGGGGAAUACUAUCAUCAUCCAAGGAUCAGUUUGAAAAGGACAGACGGCCCGUUCCGCCCCGUCCCCACACCCCAGUGAUGCUUAGCUGCCGUAUCCCAGAGGCCCACCUUGGCAGUUAGAGGAGAGGUCAUCACCAUGACAGCGUCCUCGCAGGACUCCACGCCCUCGUCUAUGGCUGGCCUCCUCCUCCUCCUCCUCCUCCUCUUCCCGACUGUUUUCACUCAGGACUCAGUCCCGACAACCCCGUCAUUGUUUGACCCGCUCACCCAACCAGAGUGCACAAAGAAAGAACACCCAAAGGUUUCCAUCCAAGCACUCAGUCCGUGGAUAUCUACUUUCUCCCGACCGGGUGUGCAAGACUAUUCGCAGCUCACCCUUGACCUGACCAGGAAUGAGCUUAUUGUGGGUGCCAGGAACUACCUGUUCAGACUGGACCUCAGCAACAUGUCGCUGAUACAGGCAACAGAAUGGGCACCGGACGAGGAAACCAGGAGAUCCUGUCAGAGCAAAGGCAAAACAGAGAUUGAAUGUCAGAACUACAUCCGAGUCCUGCUGGUGAACAAGACCGAGGUCAUGACCUGUGGAACCAAUGCAUUCCAGCCUCUGUGUAUAACCAGAGAGGUGGGCAACAUGAGCAGUGUGCUGGAGCGGGUCAACGGUGUGGCGCGGUGUCCGUACGACCCACGUCACAACUCUACCGCGGUGGUGACGGAGAGCGGAGAGCUGUUUGCCGCCACGGUCAUUGACUUCUCCGGCCGGGACCCUGUCAUAUACCGCAGCCUGGGUGGGAUGCCUCCUCUCCGGACCGCCCAGUAUAACUCAAAAUGGCUCAAUGAGCCACACUUUAUCUCGGCGUAUGACAUCGGCCUCUUCACUUUCUUCUUCCUGAGGGAGAACGCAGUGGAGCACGACUGUGGCAAGACGGUCUAUUCCCGUGUGGCGCGAGUCUGCAAGAACGACAUCGGCGGGCGAUUCCUCCUGGAGGACACGUGGACCACGUUCAUGAAGGCAAGGCUCAACUGCUCCCGCUCGGGCGAGAUCCCCUUCUACUACAACGAGCUGCAGAGCACCUUCUACCUGCCAGAGCAAGACCUCAUCUACGGCAUCUUCACCACCAAUGUCAACAGUAUUGCAGCAUCCGCAGUGUGCGCCUUCAACCUGAGCGCCAUAACGCAGGCGUUCAACGGACCCUUCCGCUCCCAGGAAAACCCUCGCUCCACCUGGCUCCCCACGCCCAACCCAAUCCACAACUUCCAGUGUGGUACCAUAAAUGAUGAGGGUCCCAACGAGGGCUUGACCGAGCGCAGCCUGCAGGACGCCCAGAGGCUCUACCUGAUGAACGACGUGGUCCAGCCGGAGUCUGUUGAUCCGCUUGUGAUGCAGGAUGACGUUCGCUUCUCCAACCUGGUGGUGGACAUCGUCCAGGGCAUGGACAAGCUCUACCAUGUUAUAUACAUCAGCACGGAAUAUGGCACCAUCCUGAAGGCGCUGGCUACGCCCAACAAGAACCUGCAAGGCUGUUACCUGGAGGAGAUGGAGCUCCUCCCACCAGGGGUACGGGAACCAAUCUUUAGCCUGCAGAUCCUGCACAGUGACAGGUCGCUCUUUGUCGGAUUAAACAACCGAGUCCUGAAGAUUCCACUGGAGAGGUGCUCCACCUACAAAACUGAGAUGCUGUGCUUGGAUGCGAGGGAUCCCUACUGUGGCUGGGACUUCAGGCAGCGGAGGUGCACCACGCUGGAGGACAGCUCCAACAUGAGCCAGUGGAAGCAGAACAUCACUGUCUGUCCGCUGCGGAAUCAAACCACCAAUGGGGGCUUCGGACCCUGGGCACCGUGGCAACCCUGCAACAACGACGAUGGCGUGGAUGGAGUCAGUUCCUGUUUGUGUCGCUCCAGAUCCUGUGACAGCCCCGCCCCCCGAUGUGGAGGCAAAAACUGUGAGGGUCCCACCAUCGAAGUCGCCAACUGUUCGAGAAACGGAGGCUGGACGCCCUGGUCGUCAUGGGGACAGUGCAGCACGACCUGUGGUACAGGCUUCGAGCUGCGGCAGCGUUCAUGUAACAACCCUUCACCCCGACAUGGCGGCCGGGUGUGUGUGGGGCCGAGCAGGGACGAGCGGUUCUGUAAUGAAGGGGUGCCCUGUCCUCAGCCCAUCUUCUGGUCUCCGUGGGGAUCCUGGACCAAGUGCAGCACCGAGUGCGGGGGAGGUGUCCACUCCAGGGUCCGCAGUUGUGAGAAUGGCAACAGCUGCCCAGGAUGUGCACUGGAAUACAAGGCCUGUAACCUGGAGGCGUGUCCGGAGGUCAAGAGGAACACACCCUGGACGCCCUGGAUGCCUGUCAACGUAACCCAGGGAGGAGCGCGUCAGGAGCAGAGGAUGCGCUACAUGUGCCGAGCUCACCUGUCCGAUCCUCACGAGCUGCAGAUCGGACGCAGGAAGGUGGAGACGCGGUUCUGUCCCAACGACGGGACAGCGGCCUGCGAGACGGACACCCUCGUCGAGGAGCUCCUGAAGAUACCAGUGGUGAGGGUGGCAGGUGCCGGUUGGUCAUCCUGGGAGUCCUGGUCGAGCUGCUCUCAGAGCUGCGCCAAAGGCUACCGCACCCGUCGGCGAUCCUGUGCUGGACCAGAAGGGAAAAGUGCCCCAGUUGCGUGUCGUGGCUCACCGGUGGAGUACCAGGACUGUAAUGUCCAGGCGUGUCCUGUGAAAGGUGCAUGGUCCUGCUGGUCGUCCUGGUCUCUGUGCUCAGUGGGUUGCGGUGGCGGUCAUUACCAACGAACACGCUCCUGCAACAGCCCUGCGGCCACCAACGGAGGGGACAUCUGCAUCGGACUACACACCGAAGAGGCCCUCUGCAACACACACACCUGUGAUGGUGGCUGGAUGGCCUGGUCACUGUGGUCGGCGUGCGAUGAUUCAGGCUUGCAGAUGAGGAGUCGAGUGUGUGGGGCUCAGGGCAACACCCCGUGUGUGGGGAACAGCACGCAGCGCAGAGACUGCAAUGAAAUACCUGUCAUUCUCCCUGCAUCUGGUUUUGAUAAGGACCAACAGUGCGGAGCGUUCACCUCCAUCCACCUCAUCGCGACCGGCGUGUCCUGUUUCCUGGGGGCGGGGCUGCUGUCCUUCUUGAUCUACGUCUACUGUCAGCGUUUCCAUAAGCCCUCGCAGGAGUCUGCGGUCAUCCACCCUACCACCCCCAACCACCUCAACUACAAGGGCAACACCACGCCAAAGAAUGAGAAAUACACGCCCAUGGAGUUCAAGACACUGAAUAAAAACAACCUUCUGCCAGAUGAACGAUCCAACUUCUACCCGACGCCCCUCCAGCAGACAAACGUCUACACCACCACCUACUACCCGACGCCGCUUGGCAAGUUCGACUACCAGCCCAACUCUUCCCCUUCGCCGUGCAGAACCUACAACAACAGUAACAACAGCUGAGACACGCCCCACAACCACCUCUCCAGCCCCCCCUCUGCCGCAGACCCAAAACGGACACCGCCCAAACGCCAUGGUGACAUUACUGAACUGACAUGAACUGAAAUGUUUCUCAGAGCCGGGUUCCUCUGUUCACCCUCGCCCCUGCUCCUCGCUGUGUCUUCUGCAUGGCAGGGUUUGUGUUUUCAAGGGCGUUUCUGGAACUUUCCGUCAGGAGAUAUGGGUUUGGACAACAAUGCAGCCAGCGCAGUGUGUGUUAUCUCAACGGCCUGACUCUACAUAGCAGUGUCAACCCAGAGCAUCGUCUUCAUGAGAGGAUCCAGUGGAAAAGACCAGCAGGGCGAGUUUCGGCUUUAUUCAGAUUAUUAUGGACAAAGGGCACAUCAGCACAGGUGCUGAGUCGAGCAUUCACAAUUACAGAAUUGAAAAAAGAACAGUAAAAAAAAACAAAAAAAAAAACAUUUCCCUGGAUCUGGGUCACCGUUUCUCUCCUCUGCGUUGCAGCCAUUUUCAGCCUGUAAUGAACUCUGAGUCCCUCGACAACAAAAGCAGUUACUGAGAAGAAACAGCGCAUAUCGUUACGUCCUUGCCACACAGCGAGGAGCGGGAGAACAACAAUGAAGUCGAUGAUGAAAUAAAUUAGAGAUCAAUAUCAGCCCGGUUGUGCGGAGGGGGAUAUGCACGCCCUCCAUUGUUGCUAUUUCAUGCGACAGAGAAGAUAAGAACUUCUAAGUGAAGUUUUUUGGACGGCGGCUUGGAGGAGUUACCGGUUGGAAAUAAUCGUUUAAAUCUGCACAUGAUCAAAGCCUUUUGAGGAGCAAGGACAUUUAUUUGCAGCAUUGCAGCUGGGGAGGGGGGGGGUUGAACUGUACAUAAAGCUUCGGGAAACGCCACGUAUGCAACAGACGGCAGGGGCGAAAUCUGUUUUUCUUUCCACCACUUUGUUUUUUUCUCCCAAGAACAAUAAAGACUUCUGAAAGAGAAAUGAUUGAUUAUCCAAUCGAUUCUCCAUCGAAUGCGUCGAUUCUACUGAGUGCUAAAUAGCUCAGUGGUCAUAUCAAAUAUGACCAGUGCGCUGAACAACUGGACUGGGGGGGAUUUUUUAUGAUGGUAGAAUAAGCUAGUAGUCUGGCACUUCUUUUUUUUAAUGUUUGUUUUUUAAGAUAAUUGUUUUAUGCUCAGAUGAGCCGUAGCAUAGGAGGAAAUAUUUUGUUAAUUAAGAUAUAGCUGAUUAAUUGUUGUUUCUCUAAUUUCACUUCACUGAAUGAACACAUCCUUCUUCUUUACUUGGUUUUUCCGCAGCUCUGUAACCAUUGCAUCUUCAGUUCCUGAAACACAAAGAAAAUAAACAUUACAGAUUUUUACAAGAAAAUUAAUUAUUGUAACUAAACGUCUAUGUGAAUGAUGAGUUAUAAUGGCCAUGUUAGAGAUAAAUAAAAAUUCUGAGAUUUCAAAAAUUAGGAUUCUUUUAUUGGUAAAGAGGCUAAAGUAAUAAUUUUAGGCAAUGUCUCAUUUUACAGGGGCAAGAUCUGUCUUUUAUCUGCGUUGAAAUAUGGAGUGUGGAGCAUUUUGUUGAGUUAUACUUUAGUAUAAUUUUCACAAAGAAUAUAAUAAAAAAAAAAAAUGUACUGUUGCCGAAAGAUUGACUCGAUUCUCGUCUCUCACUACAACUUCAUUCUUGUAAAAUGACAUCAUCAUUCUUGUUAAAUUACAGCUUUUUUCUCACAAUAUUACUUUAUUCUAGAAAUCUCCAACAUGUUGUUUCUCUAACAUGGCCCAAGUACUCUCAGAGAUAAAAAAGAUGCUUGUGUAGAAGUUUGCCUGUGUGAAGAUCAAAACGAGUGCAUGUGUGUGUAGAUGUGCGUACAUGAUAACACGUGUACUCUCUGCUUGUCUGUUUGCCCGAAUGAGGAAAGUUACAGUAUUUUGUACAAUGUAAAUGCUUUCAUACACAUGAUGAUAUAUGAGGAGGUCUGGCAACGGCAUUUCUUUUUCCACAUCCUGUCACUGACACUCCGGGCGUUCUCCUGGUUUUUCUAUAUUUCACGUACCAGAUGUUAAUUGUUGUAAGUUAAAGCGUCGCUCCUCUGGUUCCUGCUGGAGGUUUAAUGGACUCUAUUUAUAGUUAAUGCUUGGUUUAUAAAGGGGCAUUUCCACAGCUAUAUUUUAUUAUUAUUGCCUGAUCGAUGAAUGCUAACCCAGAAAAUGCUUCUCACUUCUGCUACUGUACAUGCACGAAAUGAGAGCUCUAUCUGUAUAUAUGAGCGACAGCCUUCUGCAGCCCAUUUAAUGACCAUGAAGAGGACCAUGUAAAUGUAUCUGUAUAUUGUAUAGCUAACACUGUUUGUUUAAGAAAGCCUUAUAGUUGUUUAAAAAAAAAAGUGCAGCAGCUAAGUACACACCAACCAUGAGGUUUGUUUGGGGACAGAGUUCCGAGAUGUGACCGACAGCCUUCGGCUUUUUGACCUUUCCCAGCUGCUCAAACAUCAAAUGACCAAGUGCUCCGGGCUGAGGAUAAGUCGGCGCAGCAACGAUCAUGAAAUGUGGACACAGAGUGCGGAUAUCCUGAGGAAGUGUUUUUGAUCCAGACUUUGCCUCUAUUGGCCCGGUGCGAAAGCCGGUCAUCUGAUUGGUCAGUAUUGAACUCUGCCCCCUGCGAUGUGAGGCUCUGUGCCCUUCUAUGCAACUUACCAGGUGUACUGUUAGACCUGUCAUGUAGACUGUAAUCACUGCCUUUUAGACACUGUGAAUUUUUUGGUACCCUAUAUUUUUGUAUAUUGUACAUUAUAAAGGAUAAUAAACCUUGAUGCCAACACACA